Ricinus communis (castor bean) is the source of this 1480-nucleotide messenger RNA. RefSeq names its product arogenate dehydrogenase 1, chloroplastic. Gene Ontology annotation, molecular function: arogenate dehydrogenase (NADP+) activity; prephenate dehydrogenase (NAD+) activity; NAD+ binding. Bases 349 to 1326 code for a protein of 325 amino acids. The transcript has 7 exons. Lineage: Eukaryota; Viridiplantae; Streptophyta; Magnoliopsida; Malpighiales; Euphorbiaceae. Gene Ontology annotation, biological process: L-tyrosine biosynthetic process. The record is from RefSeq and is a predicted model, not a curated record.
AAUAAAGUUGCAUUCAACCCAAAAUAGUUGUUUUUGUCCCGGUUAGGACAAAAUCUGGGGGGUUUUAAUUCAAAACCUGACCUCUGUCAAUAGAAAUUUAACAUACCUAAAACAACUAUUGCUGGCCUGGAGAAGUGGGAUUAAUUAACUCAGUCAAGCAGGAGCGCAAGAAAAAGGAAAUGGAAGGGUGAGUUCAUUUUAACCGACUAAUGACCCAGGGAAACUGGGAUCCACAAAACUCCAAAUCCCACGGUUCAGUUUCUUAAAUAAUGGCUUCGCCUGUGGCCACCUCGCACGUCCAGUCACCAGAAGAUAAAGAUAAAAACCCAGAAAUUUCUAAAUAACCUAAUGAAUAAUAGAUGGAUUUCCAAGUAUGUCAGUCCAAAUAUAUUUUCUAGGCUUUUAUUUCUAGUCACAAAAGGAUCCUUUGAAAUCAACUCUAAACCAGAGCACUUCCCCCUCAUUUCAUCCCAUGCUAUAUAUUCUCUAAAUCUCUCAAACAAUAACAAAACCAUGUCGCCGCCGCCGCCGUCGACAACAAGAAGAAGCCUGAAAAUAGGUAUAAUUGGCUUUGGGCGCUUUGGGCAGUUCUUGGCAAAAACCAUGAUCAAACAAGGACAUACACUAAGGGCAACUUCUCGUUCAGAUCACUCUCACCUCUGUGAAGAUUUGGGUAUCUCAUACUUCAGGGAUGUUAUCAAAUUUCUUGAAGCUGAUAACGAUGUUAUUUUGAUAUGCACAUCAAUCCUAUCUCUACAAGAGGUGCUCAACUCAAUGCCACUCCAUAGUCUGAAACGACAGCGAACUCUCUUUGCCGAUGUUCUAUCAGUUAAAGAGUACCCAAGAGAUGUUCUAACGAAAGUACUGCCAGAAGAAUCGGACAUACUGUGUACUCACCCCAUGUUCGGACCAGAGAGUGGAAAACAUGGGUGGAAAGACCUAGCUUUUGUAUAUGACAAGGUUCGAGUAAGAGAUGAAGCUACAUGCUCAAGUUUUCUAAAAAUAUUCGAGACUGAGGGUUGCAGAAUGUUGGAGAUGUCUUGUGAAGAACAUGACAGAAUGGCUGCCAAAAGUCAGUUUCUUACUCACACUAUAGGCAGGAUUUUUUCAGAAAUGGAGAUCAAGUCCACACCUAUGAGUACAAAAGGCUUUGAGACACUAGUUCGAUUAAAAGAUGACACUACAAAGGAUAGCUUUGAUCUCUUUAGUGGGUUAUUCCUUUGUAAUAGAUUUGCCAAACAAGAGCUAAAGAACCUAGAACUUGCCCUUGAAAAGGUUAAGCAAAAGCUACUUGAUCAGAUGCAUGUGGAGCAGAAUCUAGAUUGAUUCUAGAAUCUGAUGUAGAAGACUCUUGUCAUAAAGUUUCCUUAGAAUUUUUUAUAUUAUAUUCUGCACUUUUAAUACUUCCGUAAUUGAAGGCAAGAUUAUGUUGUAUUAUUAGAAAACUUUCAGAUACAAUUCCAUAGGACAUUCAUAUGCA